UCGAAGAAAAUGUCAAUAUGAUCAAUGAGUCACAAAAUAUACAUUUAAAAAGUAUUCAGUCAGAAGUCUAACUCAGGUUUUAUAUAGCAAGUGACAAUAAUUCACGCAUCUGACAUCGUGACAAAAACUGCAUCAUUAUCACCUUUCCCUGGGAAAGAAAGAAAAAAAUAAACAGCUGCCAAACAAAUGAUGACAGUCUCUUUAUAUAAAUACAUUAUGGAUUUUACAAUUUGCAGUCUAUUAUCUGUGCUUUGGUGUAACUUGUGAAUCCUAGAUUUUUUUUUUAAAGUGGAAGCCCAAUAAAUUGUGAUGCAGAUAAAGAGCGAUGCCCCUGGAUAGUGUCACCAUAUUAAACCAGAAAUCAAGGAUUACAGAAAGCACUGCGAGCUGACAGAGGUGGGAACAGGAGUUAUAUGUUUCCAUGAUGACUUCUCUUUUAGAUGUUGAAAGGAAAAUGGCAUCAGAAGUAGGAAUCUAUACCUUGUUAUUUGUCAUUACAAACUUUGUCAACAAGUAUGUCCUGUCUGUCUUAGAGUUUAAAUACCCAACUGUUUUUCAAGGAUGGCAGACUCUGGUUGGUUUCAUAGUUUUGCAACUCUUAGUUAUCACAAAGCGUGUUCCACCAAUGCUGACAGACACAAACAGGUCAGAUUGGGUACAGUGGAUCCCAGGGAUGAUGUUGUUUGCUGGAUCAGUCUAUUCAGGAUCAAAGGGUCUUGCUAACUUGCCAAUGCCAGUGUUCUUUGCUCUCCAAAACCUUGCCUCUGUCAUUGUGUGUGGAGUCCAGAUGAUCAUUACUCAAACAUUGACAAGCUUCUUUACCUACUGUAUGAUGAUGCUGACAGUGAUAUCUUCUAUUAUCAUCAUCCACACUGACCCACAGUUUAGUCAAGAAGGAUAUAUCUGGAUUGGACUUCACAUUAUUUUUACAGGAGGUUUACAGAUUUACACAAAAUUGAUGAAAGGAAGACUGAAAUCUAGCUCAAUAGAGAAGUUGUAUUGUAGUUACAUCUAUUGCAUAAUUUUGUUUGCGCCAUCAAGUUAUUUAAUAGGUGAUGCCCUGGAAGCAGCCAGAUUUCCUCAUCUGUAUUUUUCCAAAUUUUGGCUAGGAUGUUUAUUGAGUGGUGUAUUUGGAGUGUUGUUAAUUCUACAUUCCAUAAACUUGCAAGAAAAAAAAUUAGGACAAGUGGACUUUGCCAAAGUUCAAGGCUUCUCCAAGAUACUAGCAUCUCUCUUGUCAUUCUUUACAUUCACUGAUUUCUACACAGCAAACUUUGCCAUGUGGAUAUUUAUAAAUUUGGUGGCUGGACUCACAGUGCAGGAUACUCAACUGUCUGCUUCUGAAGCUUUUACUACAGAUUCCAGUGAAUAUAGGAAUAAAUUUCCACCCUGUAAUAGAAGUUCUACAUUUGAUGAUUUUAUUAAAGAUGAAGACGUUGAGGGAGUUACAGGACUAGAUGACCUCUAAUGUUUUUAUGACAAAAUAUUAUAUAUCUUUGUUAACUGUGUUUGUCUAGAUAUACUGUUGUUUUUGUGUUGCAUGUAUUUAUAGGACAAGAUGUGAAUGUUAGUAAAAUUGAAAUCCUGAGAAGAGUGAGUGCUGUUUA
This is a messenger RNA of Saccostrea echinata, 1607 nucleotides long. Its product is annotated as transmembrane protein 241-like. Gene Ontology annotation, cellular component: Golgi apparatus. Gene Ontology annotation, molecular function: antiporter activity. Bases 422 to 1468 code for a protein of 348 amino acids. The transcript is spliced from 15 exons. NCBI's taxonomy places the organism in Eukaryota, Metazoa, Mollusca, Bivalvia, Ostreida, Ostreidae. The record is from RefSeq and is a predicted model, not a curated record.